AUGAGCAACAAGCCUCAGGUCGAUGGCAUCACUGGGUACCACGAGUUUCCGCAGCUGGCGGAGGACUACGAGAGAAGAGCGCAGAAGUACCGGGAGGUCGCGAAGCAGCUUCAGAAGCCGAUGGACACUCCCCUGUCCCCGAACCAGCAGGAUGCGCUUCUGCGCCUGUCGCUGGGGAGCAGCUUCGAGCCGGCGGAGCUUGUCACCACCAAGGCUGCUCAAGGCUUGCAGGCCGCUCGCGCUGCUGGUGGCGCGGUUGGCUGCCUCUGA
Messenger RNA from Symbiodinium natans, 270 nucleotides. The record is from the annotation of a GenBank genome assembly. NCBI's taxonomy places the organism in Eukaryota, Dinophyceae, Suessiales, Symbiodiniaceae.